This is a messenger RNA of Prorocentrum cordatum, 1839 nucleotides long. The record is from the annotation of a GenBank genome assembly. Lineage: Eukaryota; Dinophyceae; Prorocentrales; Prorocentraceae.
AUGACCUCCCUGAUGUCCACGGUUCAGAGCGACGUGGUGCAGCUGGAGCAGCGGGUGCACCUCGUGGAGCUGCAGUGCGACAGCAGGACCGACGCCGGCCACACUUCGCCUCUCCGUGCCAUGAAGGAGGAGAUCCUGGAGGAGAUCCGAGGGAUCGGUUCCAAGUUGGGCGAGCCUGCCGCAGCGGUCGAGGAGCUCCGCGCAGUGGGCGCCAGGCUGAGCGACCCCGGCGCAGCGCUGGAGGAGAUCAGGGCCAGGCUUGCCGAGCGCAGCCCCGCUCUGGAGGAGAUCAAUGCGAAGCUGGCCGAGCAGGCCCCCGCCCUGGAGGACGUCAAACAGCGCAUGGCGGACCUGAAGUCGGGCCUCGUUCUCGAGGAAAUCCGUGCCGUCAGUGCUAGGAUGGUUGACCCCACUGCAGCGCUGGAUGAUAUUAGGAGCAGGCUGACUAGCUCCUCCGCGGCGCUGGAGGAGAUGAAGGGCAAGCUUGCCGCGCACGCUCCUGCGCUGGAGGACGUCAGGAAGAGCAUGGCGGACAUGAAUGUUGGCCUUAUUCUGGAAGAAGUCCGCGCCGUCGAUGCCAAGAUUGCAGAUCCCUCUGCAACGCUGGAUGACAUUAAGAGCAAGCUGGACAUGGGCACUGGCUCUAUCCUCCAGGAGAUCCGCAUUGCCAACGCCAGGCUGACCGACCCCACUACAGCGCUGGAUGAGAUCAAGACCAGGCUGACUAAUUCCGCGGUGGCGCUGGAGGAGAUGAAGGGGACGCUUACUGAGCACGCCCCGGCGCUGGAGGACAUCAGGAAAAGCAUGGCGGACAUGAAUGUUGGCCUUAUUCUGGAAGAAGUCCGUGCUGCCAAUGCCAAGAUUGCAGAUCCCUCUGCAACGCUGGAUGACAUUAAGAGCAAGCUGGACAUGGGCACUGGCUCUAUCCUCCAGGAGAUCCGCAUUGCCAACGCCAGGCUGACCGACCCCACUACAGCGCUGGAUGAGAUCAAGACCAGGCUGACUAAUUCCGCGGUGGCGCUGGAGGAGAUGAAGGGGACGCUUACUGAGCACGCCCCGGCGCUGGAGGACAUCAGAAAGAGCAUGGCGGACAUGAAUGUUGGCCUUAUUCUGGAAGAAGUCCGUGCUGCCAAUGCCAAGGUUGCAGAUCCCUCUGCAACGCUGGAUGACAUUAAGAGCAAGCUGGACAUGGGCACUGGCUCUAUCCUCCAGGAGAUCCGCAUUGCCAACGCCAGGCUGACCGACUCCACCUCAGCAUUGGAGGCGAUCAGGGCCAGGCUGACCGAGCACGGCCCUGCGCUGGAGGACAUCAGCAAGAGCAUUGCAGAAGUGGGCGCCCGCCCCCUCCUGGAGGAGAUCCGCGCCAUCGGCGCCAGGCUGGUCGACCCCACCGCGGCGCUGGCCGAGAUCCGGGCCGGGCAGGCCGAGCACGGCAACACGCUGGAGGAGAUCAGGAGGGGCGUUCAGCUCAUGGACCCGAUACUCGAGGACCUCCGCAACGGCCAGGCGGAGUGGGCGGUUGAGCCUAUCCUGACGGAGUUGCGCAGCGUGUCGGCCUCGCUGCGGGGGGAGCUCAAGCUGGGCAUCGAGAUCUCGGACAUGAGCUUGGUGCUAGAAGAGAUCCGGAAGAGUCGAGACGACCUGGAGGCGGUCAUGCACGAGGUCCGCGCCAUCGGCGCACGGGCCGCGGAGACCUCCCCCGCGCUGGAGCAGAUGCAGAGGCACGUGGAGCGCCUGGACCUCGGUCCCGUCCUGGAGGGGCUGCGCGGCUUCGGGGCGGCGUGCGUGCAGAUCCCGCAGGUCGUGGAGGAGAGAUUCGAGGCAUUAGUGCCAGGCUGA